AUGAGUUACUUAAAACGGGUAACCAACGAAAAUACAAGCAAUAAUAAUAAAAAAAACAACACAAAUAAUAAAAUAAAUAAUAAUACAAAUAAUACGUCCUAUAGUAAUGGUGUUAAGAACCUUGAUUCUACAAACCCUGAACAGAAUAAAAAUCUAAGAAGUGUAAGUAAUAAUAUGUCCUGUAGCAGGCAUACCGAUAUAUGCAACAAUUACAAAUUUCAUAAUAAUAAUAAUAAAGAAGAGCAGACCAAUAUAUUUGGUAAGAACGUAACUAGUAGCAACGAUCAAUAUAAUAAAACAGAUAGAAAUAACAACGGACGAGAUAAAAAAAACCAUGCAAGAAAUAGAAAAAAUAAUAGAAGAGAUAAGAAAAAUAACCAUGGUAAAGUAGAUGGAGAGAGCAAUAACAAUAAUAAUUAUAAUAAUAUGAUAAAAUCGAUGUGCGAAAAUAAUUUUGGCAUACAACAAAAUAAUGUGCAUAAUAUGGAUUGGUUUUUUAAAAAUGAAAAUCUUUGUAACAUGAAUAAUGUGCGAGAUCAAAAUGGAGAAUCAUUCUUAUGCAACAAUAAAGGGAUUAAUAUGUUACAAGAUAAAUCUUAUAAUAAAGGAAUUUUUAAAAAUGACAAAAAUAAAAUUAUGAAUCCUGAUAAUAACAACAACAAUAACAAUAAUAAUAACAACAACAAUAACAAUAAUAAUAACAACAACAAUAAUAAUAAUAAUAUUUAUAGGAAUCCCUAUGUAGAAGAAAAUAAUAUCAUGGCACAUAAAUAUAAUUUAUCAUUAGAUCAACGUAAAAAUAAUAAAAAUAAAAAUACAACAUAUAUAAAUAAAAAUAAAGUAUUUGAAGACCAUGAAAUGAAAAAUUCUCUUCAAAAAAAAAAAAUAUAUGACGAAACUAUACCAGUAGGAAAUUUUGUACAAAGGAAAAAAAAUUAUAAAAAAGAUGGAGAUGAUAUAAAAAAUAUGAUGGUAUCUGGUCCUAAAUUUAGUUAUACAGAGAAGGUAUACAAAAAUGAUAACAACCAUAAUAAUAAUAAUAUUAAUAAUAUUAAUAAUAAUAAUAAUAAUAACAACAACAAUAACAAUAAUAAUAAUAAUAAUAAUAAUAAUAAUAAUUGUACAUAUAAUGCUCAUAAAUAUAGUGAUAUUUAUAACAUAGGUGAUGAGCAAAACCAUAUUAUUAAUAAUGAUCAUCCUUAUUUUUUAAAUAAGUAUAAAGGAAAAGGGAAGGACACAAAAAAGGAUUCUGUAAGGUCCACUCUUCCUUAUAAUAAUAUAUGUACUAAUGAUGAAAAAAAAGAAAUGAAUAUAACAAAGAAACAUCAGACACAUGAAUAUACCCAGGACACAAAUAAAUCGUAUAAUGUGAUGGAUAACAUGUUUAUAAAUUACUUUAAAAAUAAGAACGCUAGUACAAAUAAUGUGUUUGAACUUGAAGAAAAUAACAGAGGGGACAUUUGUAAUAUAGUGAAUAACAUAGACAUUGAUAAAAAUAAUGAUCAUAAUAAUAAUAAUGAUAAUAAUAAUAAUGAUGAUAAUAGUAAGGAUCAUAGUAAUGAUCAUAAUAGUAAUGAUCAUAAUAAUGAUGAUGAUAGUAAUGAUGAUGAUAGUAAUGAUGAUGAUAACAAUAAUUAUUAUUAUUAUAGUAAUAAUUAUAAUAAUAAUUAUAGGAACAAUAAAAACAAUUUUAAAAGAAAUAAUUUUGAAAUUAAUAAAGAAAAAGAGAAUAAAGAAAAAAUAUAUACCUCUGUUUUUGAAGAGAAUAACAAAGUUAUUAUUGAUAUGAUAAAUAAUAAAAAUAAAGAUAAUUUCAUAAAUAUAAAUGAAAAAUCUAAUGAAAUAACUAACAUUCAUAAUUAUACAGAUGUUUAUGUUGAUGAAGAUAUAGAUAUUCAUGUUGAUAAAAAUAACAAUAUAUUUUUCGAUCACAAUUCUAAUUUUUUUGUUGAUGAUUUUAAUAAUCUACAUGUUUAUAAUAAACAUAAUGAAGAAUAUUAUAAAAAUAUAAAAUUAUAUAACAGAUUUAUGGAAAAUAAUAAAACUGGAAAAGAAAACUACGAUUAUAUUCAAGAAUAUGAAUAUGAAUAUGAAUAUGAAGAUGAAGAUUUAAGUAAUAAUUAUAAUAUGGAUUAUAUAUAUAAUGAUCAAAUACAAAGAAAUAAUGAUAGUCAAAUUAUUCAUGACAUAAACAAUUACGACAUUUUUUCAAUCUUAUCUAUUCCAAAUAUGAAUAAUAAUGAUAAUAAUAAUGAUAAUAAUAAUGAUAAUAAUAAUGAUAAUAAUAAUAAUAAUAAUGAUAAUUAUUAUUAUAGUAGUAGUAGUAGUAAAAAUAAUAAUUAUUAUAAUUAUCAAGAUAGAUAUAUUCCACAUCUUCAUCACGAUAAUAGCCAUACAAAUAAUAAUAUAAAUAAUAUAAAUAAUAUAAUAGAAAAUUAUAACCCUCUAUUGAUUUAUCAUAACGAAUGGAACCAUUUUUUAAAAGAUCAAAAAGAAAAGAUGAAAAAUACAGACAAUAUUAAAAAACAUGAAAACGACAAAUAUAACAUAAAGUCUCAUGAUAAUAAUUUUUUACAAGAAAUAAUGAAUAAAAAUUUUAUAUAUGAAGAUAUUAAGACUACUAAUAAAAAGUAUUUUGAAAAAUAUAUAUCUGAUAACGUUGUCCCUAAAACACACCCUUUAGAUUAUAUCAUUAAUAAUGAUAUGAAUUAUGUACAAAAGGAAGAUACAAAUAAUAAUCCUUUUCAUGAUAAAACAGACAAAGGUACAAUACAAAAAAUAUAUGACUUAAUAAAUAAUCAUGAUGAUCAUAUAAAUAAUAAAGGAAAUAACAUAAGCCAUAAUUUUAUCAGUGAUCAUUCCAAAAUGAAUGUAGAUAAUAAUAUCCAUGUCGAAGAUAUAAAUCAAAAUGGUGAUGAUAUAAAAUGUAGUAAAAGUAAUAAAACAAAUAAUAUAUUUAAUAAUAAUAAAAAGGAUGAUUAUGAUGAUGAUAAUCAUAAAUGUAUAUUUCAAAAUAAGGAUAAUACAAAUCAUUUGGAUAUUUAUAAACAAUCCAAUAUUUCAAAUACACAUAUUGAGGAACAUGGCAAAGAACAUUUAAACAAAGGAGAUAUAAAUAAUACGAAGAAUUUACAUGCAUCAAACAAAUAUGAUGCAUUACAUAAAGAAUGCACAAUUUAUAUAGACAAUAUAUCUUAUUAUGGACAAGAUAAUAAAAUUGAUUAUACAAAUAAUAAAAAAGAUUCACAAGGAAUGGAAAAGAAAAAGGAUCAUACUACCAAUAUACAAUUGAAUCAUUUACUAGUAAAUGAAAAAAAUAAAAAAACGUCUUCUAUAAUAUAUAACAAAGGUAUGGUAAAUAUAAACAAAAAUAUGAUAUGUAAUAAUAAUAAUAAUAAUAUGUGUUAUCCAAUAAAUAAUUGUUCAAAUGAAUAUGACAAAAAAGAUAAUAAGGACCAUCAAUUUAAUUAUUACAAAUGGUAUUUAUAUCAUAUAAAUUAUCCUAACCAUUUGGAUUUUAAAAAGGCUUACUUUUUUAUUUUUAAAGAUGAUAUAUAUAUUUAUGGAGCUAGGAAUAAUCAAUAUAUAAUUCCUGAUGCAUUAUAUAAAUUAUACAAUAAUAAUAUAGAAAUUAUACAUACUAAGGGAAUAAUACCACAAAUAUAUUAUAAAAUAUAUUUUCUGGCUGAUAUGGAAAAUUUCGAUAAAAAAAAUUAUUAUUAUUCUGAUGAUUUAUUUUAUAAUUAUAAUGAAAAUAUUAAUAAAUUAUAUUAUAAUAAUUCUAACAAAUCAUACUGUGAUAAUCCAAAGUUCUAUUUUAAUUUCCCUAAUUUUGUGUUAUGUAACCCUAGCUUUAUUUUUUCUAACCCUAGUUUUUAUCAUAAGGAUAAUUCCCUUUUUAGAAGAGGGAUCUUUGUUCCUUCAAUAAAUUGUGUGCAAAAUAAAUGGAAUCAUACAGAAAAAAAUAAAAGAAAUGGGUCUGAAUAUCAUAGAUUUAAAAGCACCCAAAGAUAUACAAAUAAUAAUAAUAAUAAUGAUGAUGAUACUAAUAAUACUACACAUUUUAAUGGUAUAUCAUAUAAUAAAGGAAAUUGUGAAUAUUCAUUUAAUCAAGAUAAAGAAAAAAAAAAAAAUACACAAUGUUUUUAUAUUCUAGGAUGCAAAGAAUUUAAAGUAAUCGAUUUUUUUACUAUAUAUAGAUUAGAUAUGACUACAUUUCAAUGGGAAAAAAUUAAUAUUACAUAUAAUAGAUUAUUAAAUUUAAAAAGGGACGAUUUCUCCAUAACAUUAAGUAAUAAUUAUAUAUAUCUAUAUGGAGGAGUAAUACAAACAGGGAAAACUUGGCAAGUGACUGAUGAACUUUGGAUUUGUAAUUUAAAAAAAAGAACAUGGGAACAUAUAUCUUGCAAAGAAAAGGAAAACAAAACAAAUCAGCCAUGUAUAUAUGAUAAUUAUUUUAAUAAAUUAGAACAAAGGAAUGUAAUAAACAAAGAAAAUAAAAAUAUCAUAAUAAGUGGAAAAAAGGAGCAAGAUAUACUAAAAAAUGAUAAUAUAAAUGAUAAUAUCAAUGAUAAUAUAAAUAACAAUAUAUAUGAUAAUAUAUAUGAUAAUAUAAAUAAUAAUAUAUAUGACAAUAUAUAUGAUAAUAUAUAUGAUAAUAUCAAAAACAAUUACAAAUCAAAUAAUGAUGAAUAUAUUACUCAUCAUGUUGAAAAACAUCCAGGUGCUCGAGCUUGCCAUUUGAGCUUUUUUUAUAAAGAUAAAUUAUUUAUACAUGGAGGAACCAAUUUAAAAGCUGAAAAAGAUGAUUUCUUUUUUUAUGAUACAAAAAAAGGGAUAUGGUAUGAAAUUAUAUCGGAUGAAUAUAAUCACAUGAAACCAUCAAAAAGACAUAGUCAUACUGGUAUUUUUCUAAAGAAUAAAUUAUAUAUAUAUGGAGGAUUUGAAAAAUAUGAAAAUUAUAAUAUCCUAAAGAAUGAUUUAUUUUUAUAUGAUAUUGAAAAAAAUACCUGGACUCAAAUAUUUACCAUGGAUGAUUUCUAUUAUCUAAAAACAGAAUUAAUUAAUAAAGAAAAACAUGUUCUACUAUAUUUGGAAUUACUUGUUUUAAAAAAUAUGUAUCGUAAUUAUUUAGUAAAACUAUUGAAUUCUAGUAAUUCUCCAAAAAAAAAUAUAAACCUAGAUGAAUAUAAUAAUAUAUCAGACCAGGAAAAAACUCUGUUAAGUUCUCCAAAUGUACUAGAAUGUAUAAAAGAAAACGAUAUAAUAAAUGCAAAAUUUAAACAAAAAAAAAAACAAAAUGAAAUAAAUCAAAAUGGUAUUUAUAAAUCAAAUAUUAUUCAUAUAAAUCAUUCUGAAAAUCUAUCACAAUAUUCAAAUAAUAUAUAUUAUGAUAAGAAAAGUCCAUCUUUAAAUUGUUAUAAUAAUAACACAUUUAACAAUAAACCUAAGGAUAAUAAUUUUGUUUUACAUGAAUUCAUUAAUUCGGAAGAAAAUGUGAAAAGUGUAAAUGAAUCACUAAAUAUUCAUUUUGAUAAAAACCAAAUGAACAACAACAUAAAAGAGAAGCAACAACAACAUAAAUAUUUUCAUCAUAAUUUUUUUUAUUUAAAAAAUUUAAAUAAUUCAGAAAAUAUUAUUAUACCAUAUAAUAAUUUUCGAAAUAAAUGCUUUUAUUUUAAGAAUUCUCUAUAUUUUUAUGGGGGAUCCGGAUAUAAUCCAAAUAUAAAAGAAAGUAUUGAAAAACAACAAGAUUAUAUUUUUUAUGAUAAUGUUACACAAAUUAAUACAGAAGUAACAUAUAUGGAUUUCAUUUUAUCGUAUUUAAUUUUUAAUGAUACUUUCUUUUUCAAAUAUAUUCAAAAGAUACAAAUAGAAAUGUUGCCAUUCAUCCAGGCCCUUGAAAAGAAUUUUGAUAAUCGUAUGAAUGAACAAGAAAAACAUCUCAAAGAAGAAAAUAUCAUAAAUAAAAUAUGUGUAAAUAUUCAAAGGAUUCAAGAUAAAUUAAAUAACAUAUAUAUGAAUAAAAUACAAAGCGAUACAAAAAAGAACAAUAUGAAUGAUCAUCAUGAUGUGGAUAAUAUAAUCAACCAACUAUAUAAUAAUAGUAAUAAUAUUGAUGGUCAUAAUAAUGCUAAUUUGGAAAAUGAACACAUGAACAUGUCAGAAAAAGAUAUAUUAGAAAAGGUAUUUUUUUAUACUCAAAGUAAAAAAAGUUAUGAACUGUUAAGGUUUUUAUUUGAUUUAUAUAAAAAUAUAUAUAUAAAAUACCUGAACGGUCAGGACAAAGAAAUGGUUUCCAUAGAAUUGCUUAAAAAUAUGGGAAUACAAGAAAAUAAUGUUCAAUCGAAUGAUACGCCUGAUAAUAAUUAUAUUCAGAAGAAUAUAAAAGAUGAAUCAAAUGGGAAAUCUCCGAAUAAUUUUAAUAACAAUUUUUAUGAUAACAAAAAUUACACCCUAUUACCAAAUAUGGAAGAGAACAUAUUUAGAGGUGAACAAUUAGUUGAAGAAUGUUGUAUAGAGGAGAAAGAAAAAAAGGAAAAAGGUUAUUCUUGUGAAAUAUUACUUGAUGGAAAUAAUAUAAAUAAAAAAAAUUAUGAACAAGUACAAAGAAUGAGCACUAUAGAUAUCGAAGGUAACCCCUUAAAAUAUUACAAUAGUAGCAUUUAUGAUAAUGAAGAAACAAGAAAUAUUUUAGUGGAACUAGUAAAAUCAUAUAAUGAAGAAAAAGAUGAAUAUAUGAGAAAUGAUAAAGAUAUCCCCAAUCAUAAUUUUAUGAAUAAUUAUAUUAAUCAUAAUCACAAUGAUAAUAUUGAAUUUAAUGAAAAAAGAGAAGAAGACACAAAUAAAAAUAUAUUAGACACUAAUAUUUCUAUAAUAAUUAAUAAGCUUAAAAAUGAUUAUAUUAAUAUUAAAGAUGAUAUUAAUGGUAAUGAUCAUAUUAAUGGUAAUAAUCAUAUUAUUGGUAAUGAUCAUAUUAAUGGUAAUGAUCAUAUUAAUGGUAAUGAUCAUAUUAAUGGUAAUGAUCAUAUUAAUGGUAAUGAUCAUAUAAAUGGUAAUGAUCAUAUUAAUGGUAAUAAUCAUAUUAUUGGUAAUAAUCAUAUUAAUGGUAAUAAUCAUAUUAAUGGUAAUAAUCAUAUUAAUGGUAAUGAUCAUAUUAAUGGUAAUGAUCAUAUUAUUGGUAAUAAUCAUAUUAUUGGUAAUAAUCAUAUUAAUGGUAAUAAUCAUAUUAAUGGUAAUAAUCAUAUUAAUGGUAAUAAUCAUAUUAAUGGUAAUAAUCAUAUUAUUCGUAAUAAUCACAUUAAUGAUAAUAAUCAUAUUAAUGAUAGCCAUAAUAUUUAUAAUAUUUACAAUUCUGAUUAUUUGAAAAAAACGUCAGGUACCUAUGUAGUUGACGAAAUGGAAAAUUCUGAACGAAAUAUAACUAACCAUUUAGAUAUAGAAAAUUAUAAAUAUAAUAGUAAUUAUUGCGUAAAUGACAAUGAGGAUAAUUUUACAAAUAAAAAUAAUCUUACAUCUUCUUAUGAUAGUACCAAUAUAGGUAAUCAAAGAAUUCCCAUGGGUAGAAAAUUACAAAUAAAAAAUAUUUUUUUGAAGAAAAGAGAGGAUUAUGAUAAUAUAUAUGAUAAUAAGGUUUAUGAUGAUGUCCAUAAGGAUGAUCGUCAUAAAUAUAAUGACAGAUAUAAUGACAAGGAUAAUAAUAAAAUGUAUGAUAACAUGUAUGAUAACUCUCCUUUCAAUUAUCCAACACCUGUUGAACAUAUACAAAUUCAUAAUCAUUUAGAAAAAUAUAAUAAAUUGAUUAAUGAAACAUAUUUAACCGAUAUGAAUAUCAGAAAAUAUAAUAUAUAUAAAAUGAUAUAUAGCUAUUCUAAGAAUGUAGAAAAUCAAAAUAAAAUAAUUUUUGAAAAACUUGAAGAGUUGCAAAAUAUAACUAACAAUUUUACAGAAUUAAAUAAAAAAAAUAUAUAUUUUACAUAUCAAAAUAAUUACGAAUUACAAUUAGAUAAAAAUGACGAUCUAUCCUAUUAUGCUUUUAAUCCAAUAAACUUUGAGAAUUUAAAAACAAAUUAUAUAUCUCUAAAACAAAAAUUAAAUUAUUUUAAUGAUAUCAUAAAUAUAUACUCAAAAAAAAUACAUGAACAAAAUGUAUAUAUAAAAAUUGUACAAGAAAAAUAUGAAUAUUUAAUGAAUUAUUUGAUCAAACUAAAAUCAAGUAUACACAAUGAUGGUAUCAGUGACGAUAUUUUCAAAUUUUUUUGUGACGAUAAUUUUUUUAAUCAUGAAAAAUAA
Plasmodium falciparum 3D7 is the source of this 8292-nucleotide messenger RNA. Its product is annotated as Kelch repeat-containing protein. The record is from RefSeq and is a predicted model, not a curated record. Lineage: Eukaryota; Apicomplexa; Aconoidasida; Haemosporida; Plasmodiidae. Bases 1 to 8292 code for a protein of 2763 amino acids. The transcript has a single exon.